AUGUUCUCUGUCCGUAGCAUCUUGGCUCUCUUCUGCCUUCUCAUCUUGGCUCUCUCCACGAUCAACGCGGCUCCAAACCGUGUCCUCAUGCGUUUCGGAAAGCGCGGAGGAAACAGCGAAGGACACUUGGGUUACCGCUUCGUUCCGGCAGCGGCUUCAACGUACGCUGAGUACAUCGACGUCGAUGAUGUUCUCGGUGGCCAAGACCGUUUCUAA
Molecule: messenger RNA, 216 nt
Organism: Caenorhabditis remanei
Lineage: Eukaryota; Metazoa; Nematoda; Chromadorea; Rhabditida; Rhabditidae
Exons: 3
Coding region: 1-216 (71 amino acids)
Source: RefSeq, a predicted model, not a curated record